Castor canadensis (American beaver) is the source of this 3812-nucleotide messenger RNA. RefSeq names its product NAD(P)H quinone dehydrogenase 1 (gene Nqo1). Gene Ontology annotation, molecular function: NAD(P)H dehydrogenase (quinone) activity. Lineage: Eukaryota; Metazoa; Chordata; Mammalia; Rodentia; Castoridae. Gene Ontology annotation, cellular component: cytosol. The record is from RefSeq and is a predicted model, not a curated record.
UCUCAGGACGGGGUGCCUCCCAUUGCCACCCAGAUCCUUGAGGUCCCUCACACCCCCUGACUCCAGGGGGAUCCUUCUUGAUUUCCACACCCAAGGCUCGCUACUGCCGUCCCCAAGCCCCCUUUCGGCUCUGUUUGGGCAGCGCCCCAGGGCGCUGGCGUCGGGCCCCGCCCUCGCCGGUUCUAAUGGGUGGGGCGGGCAGGGUAUAAAGCAGCAGGUGCUCGGCGCACGGCUCCGGAGACUCCUCAGUGGUUGAAAUCCGUGCAGAUUCCGCCAGUCCCUUGACUGUCGUCCCAGCCAAUCAGCGCCCAGUCAGUCAGCAGCCCAGCCAAUCAGCACCUGGGGUCGCGCCUCUGCCUAGCGCCGCGGGAGCCAUGCUUGCCAAGAAAGCUCUGAUUGUGCUGGCACACCCAGAGAGGACGUCCUUCAACUACGCCAUGAAGGAGGCUGCUGUAAGUGUCCUAAAGAAGCAAGGAUGGGAGGUGGCCGAGUCCGACCUCUACGCCAUGAACUUCAAUGCUAUUAUUUCCAGAAAAGACAUCACAGGUCAGCUGAAGGACCCUGAGAGAUUUCAGUAUUCUGCUGAGACUUCUCUAGCUUAUAAGGAAGGCCGCCUGAGCCCUGAUAUUGUGGCUGAACAAAAGAAGCUGGAAGCUGCAGACCUUGUGAUAUUUCAGUUCCCACUGCAAUGGUUCGGAGUCCCUGCCAUUCUGAAGGGCUGGUUUGAACGAGUGUACGGGGAGUUUGCUUACACCUACGCUACCAUGUAUGACAACGGCCCUUUCCGGAACAAGAAGGCCAUGCUUUCCAUCACCACUGGCAGCAGCAGCUCCAUGUACUCUGUCCAGGGUGUCCAUGGGGACAUGAACAUUAAUCUCUGGCCAAUUCAGAGUGGCACUCUGCAUUUCUGUGGCUUCCAGGUCUUAGAGCCUCAGCUGACCUAUGGCAUUGGGCAUCUCCCAGUGGAUGCCCGCAUUCAGAUUCUGGAAGGGUGGAAGAGACGCCUGGAGAAUAUCUGGGAUGAGACUCCACUGUAUUUUGCUCCAAGCAGCCUCUUUAACCUAGACUUCCAUGCAGGAUUCUUAAUGAAAAAAGAAAUACAGGAGGAGGAGGAAAAAAAGAAAAUUGGGCUUUCUGUAGGCCAUCACUUGGGCAAGUCCAUUCCAGUUGACAACCAGAUCAAAGCCAGAAAAUAAGACUCAUAUGACUUAUUUUUUUUCUAACAUGUAGUCAAAUCUAAGUAUCUUUUUUCAACUUCCAUGACUUCCUUUAGUGUUCAAAAUUUGGGCUUCUCUUUUUGUCCAUAAGGAAUGAAUAGGAAGGGGAGCAGGCUAUAUUCAUAACAUUUUAUAUAGUUUUAUUACUAAGUGUAGGUGAUUCUUAGGAUUGUUAUUGCUAGGCAUCAGAGGCCAGUUGGCAUGGAAAGCAGGGAGAGGUGGAGAAAAAUGAUAGAAAACAAUAUUCUUUAUGGUCAGCUAUACAAUUUAAUUCUUUUUAGGGCUAACUCUGGCUAGACAGCAUCUAGCUCCCCAACAGUUUAUUUUAAUUUCCUCUUUGUGGUUUAUGACAGAAGGGAAUUGUUUAGAGAAAAUAAUGACUGAAUUUAUGUAGCCUAAGGGACUUAACUUGUUUAGUAGUUAGCAAUCUAAUUCUUGGUUAUGGUAUAUAUUGGCUUCAAUUACUACACAAUUGACUAAUAUCCCUCACAUGAGUAUUCUCUUCCUUCAACUCUCUUUGCAUGCUGUACACACAUAUACUGUGAAAUGAACAGAUAAUAAGAGUCUCUUCUUACCUCAGUCUUCUAAUUUAAUGUUUGCAGAAAAAACUCAACACACCUACACUCUGUAUCUGCUAUACCAAGUGAGUUCAAGAAAGGAAAUCGUACCUUCAAUACUUCAAAACGGUAGCUAAAAAAAAACAAAAACAAAAACAGUAGCUUUCCACAAAGAAUAUAUCUGAUCUAUACAAAUUUCUGGAAGGUUGUUUCUGUAACAUUGCUAAACUGAUGACUUACUUUUUUGAUGGGGCUGGGUUUGAACUCAGGGCUUCCUACUUGCAAAGCAGGCCCUCUACUGCUUGAGCCACACCUCCAGACCAUUUUGCUUUGGUUAUUUUGGAGAUGGGGGGGAGGGGGUUCUCACCAACUAUUUGCCUGUGCUCUCCUGGAACUGAGCUCCUUCUGAUUUCAGCCCCUCAAGUAGGUAGGACUACAGGUGUGAGCCACUGGCACCUGGCUUAAUGAACAAUUUUGGCAUAGUUUUUUGUUUGUUUGUGUUUUGGUGUUGGAGCUCAAACUCAGGGUCUUGAGAUGCUAGGCCCUCUUGGAUGGUACCUAAGCCCUCUACCACUGAGCUGCAUCCCAGCCUAAUUUUGGCGUAAUAUCCUAAUUUCCAGUUUAAUUAUUAUUUUUGGCAGUACUGGGGUUUGAACUCAGGGUCUUGCGCUCGAUGGACACUUCCAGCCCUUGAAUGUAAAUUAUUGAACUGCAUCUCUUUUCCGCUGUUGCUAUAAUUCAAGAAGAAGAUGAUGAAAGACUGCCCUCUUGUGUAUUACAAGAAAAUAGCAGGAGGGAUGCCAAGCCUAGUGGCCUGAAAACGGGAAACCUGCCAAGGAAUGAUGGCACAGGUUGGGCGGGACUUUUUUGUACACCAGAUGCCAACUAGUACUGGAUGUUUUCCCCCUCAAUAGUAUCCUUAAUAGCAGACGGCUAGAUAUUUCAGUCUGAAAACGUUUUGUGUUGCCUUCAUCUUAACUUUUGUGUAAAUUUUAAAAGUUCUAAAUUAAAGAAGUAAAAUUCAGUUUUGCAAAACAAAUCCAUCCUUACUGGUAUCAGUGAAGCGAAUGAUAGACACAUUCAGGCAAGAGUGGAAUCUACUGGAAGACAGGAUCGGAGGAUUCAGUAACAAAUUAUGGUCAUAACUUGCCCAGCAGGGCUGUUUCACACUGAAUGGUCAUGGAAGAAUGUAUCAGAUCCUCUCAGGGUAUUUCAAAGAAGUUUAAAAGAGCUUCAGGAAAGAGAAUGGUGCAUAAAUCAAGAAAGAGAAAUGCUGUAAAUGAAUGCUUUGGGGAAAUAUUUACUCUGACUUAAUCAAUAGGCCUGCACUCUUAAGCACUAGGAACUCAACAGUGUACUCACUCUUGUGAAGAAUGGUAGUUAAGUGAACAAACAAAUCAGUUGGUUAAAAAUCCUAGAAAGAAGAGGGAGUUUUGUUUUAUAACGGAUGAUCAAGAAGGACCUCCCAAGACCACAGUUAAUAAAGAUCUGACAAAGUGAUAAUGAGAAAUGAGCACUCCAGGCAGGAGGUAUGUUCAGUGCAAUCCCAGAAGUAGGAUUGACAGGUGGUAUACUAGCUGGGAUCAGAGCACUGGGGCCUUACAAGCAUUGUAAGAAUUAAGGCUAGGAAGCCCCUGGAGGGUUCUUGUUUUGUUUUGUUUGAGACAGGACCUGGCUAUGGAAACCAGGUUGGUCUUGAAUUUGUGACCCUCCUCUUGCCUUAGACUCCUAAGUGCUGGGAGCAUAGAUGUGUGCCACCAUGCCUGGUUCCCCUGGAGGGUUUUGAGCAGAGAUGUGCUAAGACUUAUAUUGAAAAGAGUAAUUCUGGUUGGUAAGUGAGGGAUCAGGCAUAAGGGUCAAGCAUGGAAGCAGGGAGACAGUCUGCCAAUGCUUUGGAAAAGGGUGAAUAGCUAAGAUGUGUUGAGCAGUAGAUAGAUUCUGGGUAUAGUUCAAAGGUUGGGGUAACAGGAUUUGAUGGUGGAUUGUCUAGGUCAAGUUAAAAAAAAAAAAACCUCAAAAGGUAUUUUGGCUGUGACAA